CAGGAAAGUUCGUCACGACAAAAACGGGCUUCAUCAGAUGACUCACAAGCGAAACCGGUCAAAACAGCUUCUGAUGUAAAACUGCUCAUUAAAGAAGAACCUCGUCUGCUGCAGAAUCAAAUCUGUGCCAAGGAUGAAAAGCUCUGUCGUCCAGGACCAAAAGGUAACACUGGAAGACGGGGAAGACGAGGACCCAUAGGUAUACCGGGCCCCCGAGGAAGACCUGGGCCAGAAGGAUCACCUGGUAAACAUGGACCAAUAGGACCAAAGGGACCAACGGGUAUAAAGGGGGAUCGCGGACUGCAAGGUCUGCCAGGACCCCCCGGCCCCAGAGGUCCGCCUGGUGAGAAAGGCGCACCGGGACAAUCCAUAUCGGCUCCCUCCCUGUUACAGCAGCCUGUUCAAACGACAGUCAAUGAAAGCCAGACAGCCAUCUUCAAAUGUACAGCAAAUGGAAAUCCACCUCCGAAGGUCACAUGGUAUAAGGCUAACUCAUCACUUCCUGUCGGGCGUCACGUGGUAGAGUCCAGUGGUGCUCUAAUUCUUCAGGAUGUUAGACCAGGAGACGAGGGCCAGUACACCUGCAAAGCUGAAAAUUUGCUGGGAAACAUCAACGCCAGCGCGGAGCUAAAAGUGCAGUGUAAGUUGCGUCUUUUUCUUCAAAACUUUUUAAAAAAAGAUGUCCCUCUUCUUAAUGCUUUUUCUGAAAUGUUUCUAUGAGUAUUUUAACGGACACCUAGAGUUGGUCCUUCACCCACCUCUUCAGUUAUUUCCUUUGACCAUCUUUAUAACUUGCACGCCUCCUUAAAAUGACAAUUAGUAUUGGUCGCAGCGGUGUUCACUGUAUCAAUAGUUUGUUUGCAGAAUGAAAUUUAUGUACUAUUUCUUGCCAGUUCCUCCUUCUAUUGUAUUGUCAUCAAAUCGCCUGAUGGUUGAAGAGAGACAAAACGUCACUAUUGCCUGCAUUGCUACUGGUCAGCCACAACCCGAGAUCACGUGGUCAAAAUUGGGAGGAACAUGGCCAAAAGGAGGAAAUGAAGUGACGAAUAGAACCUUAAUAAUCUACAAUGUGGCAAAGAUGGAUGCUGGUACAUACAGCUGCAAAGCAGAGAAUAUUGUAGGAUCAGCAAAAGACACAGUUCAACUCGUCAUAUUCUCUCCCCUGCGAUUCAAAGAAAGACCACCUAAAACUUUGAUUCCUGUGGUUGGUUCCACCGUUCGUCUACCGUGUUUGGCCGAGAGUGACCUAAAACCUACCCUAACUUGGACAAAGGAUGGCUCUUCGCUUCCUGUUGGUUCAAGGAUUCUUGAAAACAACACUCUAGUUCUUGGCAGCAUAAAAAAAUCACACAAAGGAUCUUACACCUGCAGAGCGAGUAAUCCUUUGAAAACAAUAGAAGCCAAAGUCAAAAUCAAUUCUGCAGUAAGUGCGGCUUCCUGUUCUGUGAUAAGAAAACACGUCAGCAGUGUAAGCGGAAAUUACGUCAUUGAUCCAGAUGGUGAGGGAGGUCUGGCACCAUUCACCGUUUAUUGUGACAUGACGGCUAAAAAUGGAAUUGGCGUGACAGUCAUCAGUCACGACAGUGAAAGUAGAACAUCGGUGAAAGGAUAUGAAAGUAUUGGUGCUUACUCACGAAAUGUUCGAUACAAAGGAGCGAGUGUAUCUCAGCUGGCGAGUCUCACUAGAGUUUCCUCGCACUGUGAACAGUUUGUCAAGUAUGACUGUUAUGCUUCGGUUCUGUUUUACAAUAACGAUCCACGUGGAUGGUGGGUGUCACGUGAUUCUACCAAAAUGAGAUACUGGGGCGGAGCAUCUGACAAUGGUAAGUGCGCAUGCGGGAUGACUAAGUCGUGUGCAAAUCCCAGUUAUGGCUGUAACUGUGACAAGAAUGACUAUGUAUGGCGUGAAGACAGCGGUCUCCUCACUGACAAGACCAAGCUUCCUGUAAUACAGCUCAGGUUUGGCGAUACUGGCGGCGGGGCCGAACAAGGUUACCAUACACUUGGAAAACUUAAGUGUUUUGGAACAGUAUAG
This is a messenger RNA of Porites lobata, 2035 nucleotides long. NCBI's taxonomy places the organism in Eukaryota, Metazoa, Cnidaria, Anthozoa, Scleractinia, Poritidae. The record is from the annotation of a GenBank genome assembly.